GACGCAGAGAGACGUUUCUGCCCUUUUUUUCUCCCUCCUCCUGUCCGCUCCCAUUAUCACCACAGCGGCUCUAACCAAGGUUCACAAUGGAGACCAAACCGGUCAUCACCUGCCUUAAAACGCUCCUCAUCGUUUACUCUUUCGUGUUUUGGAUAACAGGAGCCAUCCUGCUUGCCGUUGGAGUGUGGGGGAAGCUGAUGCUGGGCCCAUACAUCUCUCUGAUAGCUGACAACUCCACCAAUGCUCCGUACGUCCUCAUCGGCACCGGAACCGUCAUCAUCGUUUUUGGCCUGUUCGGAUGCUUCGCCACCUGCAGAGGAAGCCCAUGGAUGCUGAAGCUGUAUGCCAUGUUUCUGUCGCUCGUCUUCCUCGCCGAGUUAGUGGCGGGGAUCUCUGGCUUUGUGUUUCGCCAUGAGAUAAAGGGAACCUUUCGCAGGACUUACAACGAUGCUGUCCUGAACUACAAUGCUGAGGACGAGGCGAGCCGCGCUGUGGAUAACCUGCAACACAAGCUGCGUUGCUGUGGAGUUUAUAACUACACCAGUUGGUUUGCCAGCGUGUAUUAUCCCUCCAACGGAAUCCCUGCCAGCUGCUGCUUUAACGCCUCUGACUGCAACCCAGAAGAUCUCCGCAAUGCAACUGUAGCUCCGAACAAAGUCUACCACCAGGGCUGCUUUGACUUGGUCACUUCGUUCAUGGAAACCAAUAUGGCCAUUAUUGCUGGAGUCACAUUUGGAAUCGCCUUCUCGCAGCUGAUUGGAAUGUUGCUGGCGUGCUGUCUGUCCCGGAUCAUCACAGCCAAUCAGUAUGAGAUGGUCUAGCUGAUGUGAUGUGGCAGGUGGGAGGGAGAUGGAGAGAAGAUGAGACAAAAAGAGUAAAUUCCUAGAAACUCCAUCGCACAUGAAGUGGAAUCGACCUCUGUCUGUCUCUGCCUGCGAUCUCAAUGUAUUAUCUUAAUGUAACUUAUUGUAAAGCACCAUUCCUUGACUCACUGCGAUAGCAUCGAAGCCUACUAUACCACACACACCACAUCGCUGCUUGAUGUAGAAGUUGCUCAUUAGCAGAUCAUUUCUGAUCUGCGCAGCCCAUAAUAAGCAGGUGGAUCAGAGUUGUCUGAGCCGACAGCCUUCAGAAGGUCAUUAUUUAACCCUGACUUAAACCUACAAGUUUUUUAAUUAUUACUCAUCCUUGUAUUGUUUGUGACUUGAUGACGUGUACUAAAGAGGAGGGUUUUUGUUAUCAAAAGAGAGAAAGGGGAGAAUUACAGUAUUGUAUUUUUUUAUCAUAGCAUAAAGAACAAUAUUUUUUUCCCAAAAUAUCAAAAAAGCUAAACCGUGACAAGUUCUAAUGAAAGGAAACAAAUGUGAUUGUUUUUUUUUAUAAUUUUUUUGUGAUCGUUCUACUGUGAAAUUUUUAAAYAUGUUCAUAGUCUCAAAGUACCUUCAAAUUAAGCCAUUUAAUGAGUUUUAUAAGGGAAAAAAACAAAUUCAUCGAGUCGAAGAGGCUGCGUCACAUCAGUUGUCUCUGAGUGGUUAUUCAAAAUGCAGGUUUAUAACAUCAAAUUCUAAUUCUACUAAAAAUUCUGUCUUUGCUACACAAAUUCAUACAAUGAAUUAAUAAAAGCUUAAAAAGACAACAA
Messenger RNA from Austrofundulus limnaeus, 1639 nucleotides. It is a transcript of the gene tspan7, whose product is annotated as tetraspanin 7. The transcript is spliced from 8 exons. NCBI's taxonomy places the organism in Eukaryota, Metazoa, Chordata, Actinopteri, Cyprinodontiformes, Rivulidae. The record is from RefSeq and is a predicted model, not a curated record. The coding region runs from base 87 to 821 and encodes 244 amino acids. Gene Ontology annotation, cellular component: plasma membrane.